This is a messenger RNA of Soboliphyme baturini, 176 nucleotides long. The record is from the annotation of a GenBank genome assembly. Lineage: Eukaryota; Metazoa; Nematoda; Enoplea; Dioctophymatida; Soboliphymatidae.
AUGGCGUUUGGUACUGGCUAUUCUCAUCCUCACACUCCCGAAAACUUUUUCAAUCCAGACUUAGAUCUGAAUAUCAGCAGUAUCGAUUUAAAUUCGAUAAUGGAUGUAGACCCCAGUAUUCAGGAGUUGAACCCUCAGGAUUUAGAACAGUAUUUGCGUGGCAAUGUACGCUGAAG